AUGGUGGCGGAGGGGGAGGAAAAGGAGAAGAUGGUGAUGUUGCGGAGCGAGGACGGCGUGGACUUCCUGCUGUCAGAGGCAGAGGCCGAGGCCCACUGCGGCAGGAAAAUCAAAAUAAUGAUGAAGUACGACUCCGAGGACCACAUCAUCCCUUCCGACGACGGCGGCGGCGAAAUCAACUACUGCCUCAUCCGCCUCCCCGUCCGAGGCGACACACUCUCCAAGGUGAUAGACUACUCCAAGAUGCACGCCUCCGGAUCCCACGACUUGACCCACUGGGAUGCGGAGUUCAUCGCUGGUUUCAACCACGAGGCCCUCUUCGAUCUCAUCCUGGCUUCGGAAUAA
Messenger RNA from Aegilops tauschii subsp. strangulata, 345 nucleotides. RefSeq names its product SKP1-like protein 4. The record is from RefSeq and is a predicted model, not a curated record. Gene Ontology annotation, biological process: ubiquitin-dependent protein catabolic process. NCBI's taxonomy places the organism in Eukaryota, Viridiplantae, Streptophyta, Magnoliopsida, Poales, Poaceae.